UAUCGUUUGACCGCAAACAAAAAAUAUUUUCAAAAUUAUUGAAAUAAUCUCUAAUUUUUAGAAACAAUUACAAAAUAGAAAAGAAAUAAAAAAAUUAGAUAUGUCCAGUUAAAUAAAAGGAAAGAGGACCACAAAUAGUUGAAAAUAAAAUAUAUCAUAACUAAAAUGUAUAUUAUACAUAUAUGUUAAGAUUAUAUUGUAUACAGUGAAUCAUAGAUAUGUCAAAUUUUUAUUGAUUACUUUUAUCUAGGGAAAAACUAAUAUCCAAUUAUAGCUUGGUUCAUAUGGUAUGAGUAAUUUACUAAAAUAUACCUUACACUUAGCAUAUAUAUCAUCUCAUAAAACUAUUUUAUUUUCUUAAUAGUAACAAUCUUUAUUAACAUAUAAUUUUUUUACAUCUUUGUAAUAGUUAGACAUGUGUUCCAAUAGUAUGUCAAACUCCAAAAAAAAAUCGAUUUCGGUUCGAGAAUUGUGAAAAAUAAUCCACAACAAUUGUAAAUGUAACAUAAAAAGAAAUGUAAUAUAUUUUUUUUUGCUAAAAUUUAAAUAUCAUAUAGAUGAUUGGAAGAUCUUAAUUCUUAGGUCAGAGCCACUCCGGAAAAUAGAAAAAAAAACAAGGCGGAUCAAUAGAAUGUUUACUUUGUUUGAAUGACUAUAAAUUUUUGUUAGGGAUAAUUCAGACUAUGUUAAAUUAAAAUUAUCAUUUGAGCGGUAAACCUUUCACAAUGCGAUUUACACCCAUCAUUUAUAUCUUUGAUUUUUUAUUUGUAACAGUUAUUGGUUGGUAAAAUAUCUAAUUAUUGUGUGGAUAAAAUGAGAUAAUGAAAUCUUUCUGUUCAUUAUCUUUAAUCUAUUACAUUUGUGACCCUCAUAUCUGUAUAAAACGAACCUAUUACAUAACGAGAACAAUAUAGUUUAUCUUUAAUUUUCACAUUCUCUAAGCUUUGGGCGGUCGGUAUUUUUUCUCAGUUCUUAAAAAUCCCAGUCAGUUAUGUCAAAUUGUAGCAUUGAACAACUGCAUGAUUUCUAUGUUCAAGAAAGACUGCUUUUCGUUAAAUUGGUACAAAAAUUUUCAAGAUCUCCAGCUGAGUCACUUCUUGUCAUGGCCACAUGGCUUUGGCUUGAAGACUUUGGCUUUGAGCACAUCUUCUCAGUCAUCAUGGCGCUCAACGAUCCACUCAUUGCAGCUCUUGCUAAUGAGGCUGUCUUAUGCUUCCGGUGUCUUGAAUCCGAAGAACCUCCAAAUGGUUUCAGUCAGAUCCCUGUGACUGCAGAAUUUAUGGAUAUAUCUCUUCAAAUAAUCUACCAAAAUCGAUACAGUGCCAUCACAGGAAUCAAAAACUUUUUAACCACUGUUUGCUCAAGAAUUUUCUCUGACAUCGUUCAACAAGUUCUCCCAUCCUCCUACAUCACUAGCCACAACCAGCCUCUCAUCAUCCCCGGGUUCCCGCAUCCAACUUUUGGGAGCAUCAACGUGAUGCCUAGUGUUGCUUCCUUGGAUAAUUUCUCCAGCAGAAAUUUAUUCCCUAUCCCUAGUGGUAUAUGGGGCUGGAAUGCUAGUUGCAUCGCAACUGAAAACGACCGGACCCUUUUUCUAACGUUUUCUCGUGGAAUCCCAGUAUCCGAAGCGGAAGUGAGGCUGGUAUUCACAGAAAAAUAUGGAGAAAACUGUGCUAAGGGCGUUCACAUACCUAAGUACGGUGGAAACUUACCCAAUGAGAACUUGAAUAGUAAUCAGGAUGUUCAACAACAAUCACUAUAUGGGAGGCUGGUCUUGGACUCAGUCGUUACUGUGGAUCGUAUACUUAUGGGCGAGAGUAAACAAAAGUUUUACAUCGACGGGAAGCCUAUUUGGGCUCGUAAGUUUAAAAAUAGAUACAGAAAAUAAAAAGAUGCCUAUGUAACUUGUUCAAGUGACAAUAUUAUUAUUAUCUUCUCUUUCUUUUUUUCUGAUGCUAAAUCUUUUAUUUUAUGUCAUAAAUAAUCAUAUUGUUGGAUAUGCUGACAAAAAAAAAUAGUUGUCUUGGAUAUCUUUCUUUCCUGUCUAAUCGAAAUAUUUUGAUUGGGAAUAAUGGACUACCCUCUAAAUAAAAACUACUCCAGUCUAAAGGCUAGAUGUUACAACUUACAACCUUCUCUCCAAUAAACCGAUUACCCCGAAGAGAAAAAGUGAUCUAACAAAGGAAUGACACAAAUAAACCAUAAAAUAGAGGUUUCAACCUUCUCUCUAGAUCUAUCCAUUUGUUAUUGACUGUUUGCCGACUCCGGCUGCUUCCAUAGAGCUGUAGUCGCUCUUUGUCUUUUGAUCUAGAUAUUUCGCUUUUGCUCUCGUUUUACUCUACAUGUGGAUUUCCAGACCUUCGAUCUUGCUGUGCCCCUUCCAGAAGGAACAAAAGUUUUAGCUAAUCUUGCUGUGUAUUAAUCGUUCUUCUCCUAUUAAUCUUUCUAGUCAGCGUGGGUUGGGUUUACUACCCUUCAGAUCUAUUUAUUUCCAAGAUACAUAAUGAUGGAUUGAAUGAUUUGCAUGUUGAUAUUAAUCUCUCUUAAUUUGGCUCAUAUUUGGUUUCGAUCUUCAUCCUUGUCAAGUUCUCGAUCAAAUUUGAACCUGUUUAUGAGUGGUUUCGGUCCUUGUGGUUUAUCUUAUGAUUUGAUCGAGAUCUACAUUCUGUCAUGCUUCAAUUUUGCGUUUCAAGUCGGUUUUUCUCUGUCUGCGUAUUUCUGGUUGAUGACUUAUGAACUAAAAAUGGUUCUGUCUCCUAAAGUAUGAAGCUUUAGUCUCUUAUUCUCUUGGGAUAUUCACUAUAGGAGGAUUCCCUCGUAUUGUCUCUAUCAAAAAGCUCUAAAGAAAAUCUUCAUGACUUGUUUUAUUUGAAACACAAUCUUCAUGCCUUGUUGUUAUUGAUUUUUGUUGUUUUUUUUAUCUGUUCCUUGCGUCUGCCAGUUUGGAUCUGUUAGUUUAGAUUAUCUGCUUGUUCUAUGUUUCCAUACUUUCCCAUUUGUGGACUUUCGUCUCUGAAGACCUUUGUGUUGGUUUGUCGGCUCUUGAUUACCGGAGUUCAUUGAAAUUGCAAGAUUUUGUAACUGUUCUUGUUGAAUAUAAUCCUUCUUUUAUUGUUAAAAAAUAUGUUAAAACCUCCUCAGUAAUGAACACUAGGCCAAAGAGGAUGACACUCAUUGCAGUCUCUCGAAAUACUUUUCAAUGAGUUGGAUACCUCUCUUCUCUGAUUGCGAAAAGAGUCCACAUCGAAUGUAAAUGUAAAAAAUGAAAUAUAAAGUGUUCAUAUUUUUUAAUGAUGCCGAGGUUUUGGGUUUGUAAGCUCGUGUACCUUUCUAGACAAAAACUAAACCUAUAUUAAAUUAAUUCUCUUUUGGAGGUACCGUUCACGUUAGGAUUUAAUUCAAAUUCUGAUAUCCUUAAUUUUUUAUUUAUAAUUAUUUCUUAAAAAUCAUUAUAAAAUAUCUAGUAUAAUAUGUGGUUUGUCCUUUAUUUUAAAAAUUUGUGACCCUCAUAUCCAUAUAUGUGAAACGAACAUAUUAGAUAGCGAUCACAUUAUUGUGUCCGGAUUUUGCGUGGUAAGUACUAUACACUAAGUUUGCCAUUUUGGGCUAGUGAUAUAGAUACCCCUUCAUACAUAUAUGUAUGGACUAGUGUAUCUGCAGUGAGGCCUCUGCUGUUGUUGGAGAUUUGGCAAAAGAUCUAUUUAGGUUAUGAUGUAAGAGCAUGGAAGGAUCCACGGAUUCCAACUUCAACUUCACCUGCAAGGUCGGCUAGGCCAAAUGUCCCAGUAGCACAUCUCAUAAUUAAGUUAGUGAUUUAGUUGAUGAAGAAUCAAUGGAAUGGGACGUUGUGAUGCUUGAUAACUUUGUAGCACAAGAAAUAUACCAUUGGUUAGAAGCUUGGACAUAAUCUGAUAUUUACAUCGUGAUACUUAUUGUUGAAUUUUUACCAAGAGUGGUAUGUAAACUGUUAAGUCAGGAAACUUGAUGGACAUACAUAUAAUUAAGGCUGAAGAAUAUGUUGUUUACGUAAAACCAAGCAUCGCGAAACUCCAGCAUAGGUGGGGGAGGAUAUCACAGUUCAUUUUGAAGACCCAAAAACGUCCAUGAUGAGGAGCCAUAUAUCGGGCAAAGCCAAAGGAGAUUCAAGCUCAUUUUUACUUAGUUUUCUUAUGUAUGAAGUACUUAUGUAAAAUAUCAAAGUAUUAAAUAUUAUAAAAAAUGUGUGGAAAUAUGUAGAGUACUUAGGAGCGAAAUUGCUUAAGGGAGGCUAUUUCA
Brassica napus (rape) is the source of this 4275-nucleotide messenger RNA. RefSeq lists its product as uncharacterized. Bases 992 to 1888 code for a protein of 298 amino acids. Lineage: Eukaryota; Viridiplantae; Streptophyta; Magnoliopsida; Brassicales; Brassicaceae. The record is from RefSeq and is a predicted model, not a curated record. The transcript has a single exon.